This is a messenger RNA of Drosophila subpulchrella, 2298 nucleotides long. RefSeq names its product succinate--hydroxymethylglutarate CoA-transferase. Lineage: Eukaryota; Metazoa; Arthropoda; Insecta; Diptera; Drosophilidae. The record is from RefSeq and is a predicted model, not a curated record. Gene Ontology annotation, molecular function: catalytic activity. Bases 126 to 1445 code for a protein of 439 amino acids. The transcript has a single exon.
ACUUUCAGUGACGAUAAAAGUGGCCGCGGAUCAAGUUGUUCUGCAAAACUUUCCAUACAUAUCAUAUAUUGUACAUAUAGCCGUCGGAUUAGUUGACCCACAAGCAACAACAACAAAAUAGAACCAUGCUGUCACAGAACUGGCGACUCGGCCGGGGAUUUGUUAAUUACGGAGUUUGCCGCCAGAGCUUGAGAAACUUUGCAGCCGCUGGCGAUAAAAACAAAGGCCCCGAUAAUGCCAGCGAUGUGGACGAGCGACACCCCCUACAUGGCAUCCGGAUUUUGGACCUAUCCCGCAUAAUCGCCGGUCCCUAUUGCACCAUGGUUCUGGCGGACCUCGGGGCGGAGGUCAUCAAGGUGGAGCGUCCCCACUUUGGCGACGAGGCCAGGAAGUGGGGACCCCCGUUCCUGGAGAACAGCAAAGAUGCCGCCUAUUUCCUGGCCCCGAAUCGCAACAAGCGGAGCAUCUGCAUUGAUAUUAAGCGCGGCACUCAACUUCUUCACAAGCUGGCCGAGAUUAGUGAUGUGCUGGUGGAGAACUAUGUGCCAGGUACUUUGGAGCGCUAUGGCUUGGGCUACGAACAGUUGAGGAAGGUCAACCCAAAGCUGAUCUAUUGCUCGAUGACGGGCUAUGGCUCCGUGGGUCCGUAUUCCAAGCGUCCGGGCUACGAUGUGAUUGCCUCCUCGGUGGGUGGACUGAUGCACAUCACCGGGGAGCGGGAUGGACCGCCCAGCAAGGUGGGCGUGGCCGUGACGGACAUGUCCACGGGGCUCUACGCCCAUGGAGCCAUUCUGGCAGCCCUCUAUCAAAGGACACGCACUCAGCGAGGCCAGAAGAUCGAGGUGGAUCUGCUGUCCACCUGCUGCUCCCUGUUGCUCAACGUGGGCAGUAACUACUUGAACUCCGGAGUCGAAGCGGGAAGGAUGGGCACUGCCCACUCGAGCAUAGUUCCGUACCAGAGCUUUAAGACCAAGGAUGGCUAUCUUACUCUGGGCACUGGCAGUGAUGUUCAGUUCGAGGAUCUGUGUCGUCGCUUGAAGGUGGAACAUUUGCCGCAGGAUCCAAAGUUUAAGACCAACAAAGAUCGUGUCUUGAAUCGAAAGGAACUUAUAGGUUUCCUAGAAGCAAUGCUAGCUGAGGACACUUCCCGCAACUGGAUGAAGCUCUUCGAGGGGGCCUCUUUUCCCGUGGGACCUGUGAACUCCAUUCCUGAGGUUUUCGAGGACGAGCACAUCAAAGCCAUUGGCUUGGUUAAGAGCCUUCGGCAUCCGAAAGACGGAACCGUUAAGGUAGUGGGUCCCCCUGUGGUCUUUAGUGAAGCGCGCAAUGAUGCCCGAACAGCUCCUCCGAUUCUGGGACAGCAUACGGAUGAAGUGCUGGGGGAACUAUUGGGCUAUGGGCCGGAGCAGCUGGCCAAGCUGAAGAAGGAUAACAUUAUUCAGUAACCGCAGAAAAUUAUCCUAGUUCUCAGAUCCUUUAGAUCCUCAGUUUUUCGACUAAAUAUUUUAGUGAUAACCAAGUAUUUAUCGUAAAAACGUCUAUUAAAAUCAUAGUGAAAUAUGAUUAUUUACAUUACAUUCUUAUUGAAAUUUUUGUUUUUAUCUGGUUAGGGUCAAAAUGUGUAAUUGUUCUAUUAUUUUAGUAUUGAGAAAAUCAUUAGCAACAGUUAACAAGAUGCGAUUUCCUACUUGGGGUCGGAAGACUAUAAAAAAUGCAUAGAUUACUUUUCGCACAAUCAUUUUUGCGUCAUAAUUAUUAAAUUCUCCUAGUCUACAAAUAAGAAGCCUCUUCGAAGAUUCUAAUUUUUACCGCAAAGGUACAAAGUUCAACCUAUUUUUUAAUAAUCUGGUUGUGCCAGCACUCAAAGCUUUAAUCUUAAACAAGUAAGACUCCAAGUAAGAUAUUAGAAUAAAGAUCGAAAUUAUGCUAAAUUGGCUUGGUAGUUUCCUGUAUGGUAGUUACAUGAUGUGCAAACGAGUUUUAGGUAUGACUUGCGGAAUUAUAUAAUGGGGCGUUUGGAAAAUUUUGUAUUAAUCAUUUUAGUACUAAGCGAGCAAUGGAGAAUUAUUCUAUACAUAUGAACCUACCCACUUUACAGAGUAGUAAUAUAUGGGCCACUCAGUGAACUUCGGUGGUUUACAAUCUAUACUAAGUUGCAAUGCCACCUUCAAAGGUAAAAUAAAUGAUAAAAACUAUACGUUACAUAAUAAUAUAUAUAUAUAUAUAUCUACAUUUUGAAAAUCAUUUUGAUAUGUAUGCAAGAUGGUAAACUUAAAUAAUCCUAUAUUGGUUUGGGAA